Rhodotorula toruloides NP11 is the source of this 2043-nucleotide messenger RNA. RefSeq lists its product as uncharacterized. Bases 1 to 2043 code for a protein of 680 amino acids. The record is from RefSeq and is a predicted model, not a curated record. The transcript is spliced from 8 exons. Lineage: Eukaryota; Fungi; Basidiomycota; Microbotryomycetes; Sporidiobolales; Sporidiobolaceae.
AUGCACGUCGACCACACCGAAACGACCCCUCUGCGUGCGCGCUUGCAGUCUACGACGGACCUCCCAGUAGAGGAGUCGGUGCGAGAGCCUCUGGACAAGCUUGCGAACCGGAUCUACUCGCUCGAGUCGGAAGUCGGACGGUUACAGGCGAACGAGGCGAUCUUGCUGCAGGAACUGCGGAACGCACAGGCGGGACUGGAGAAGCUGGAGGCAGAUCAGGCUCGGAGACUCCAGGCUGACCAUCUUGAAGGAGUGUCGUGGCUCAACUACGGCCAGCCGGGGACGGAGCUUGGCCAACUCGACGAGUGGAACGGCAGAGGAGAGGAAGAGGGUGCUUCGAAGUGCCAGGAGGCGUUGAAGAAGGCAACGGAGCUGGCCGAAGAAAUCGCGGCGGGAGUGGCGGAGAUGCGGGCCGCGGAGGACGACUGGAAGCACAUGGACGCCUGCCGCCUCGCUCUUCAAGGUCUCGUAUUUUACGCCUUGUGGACAGCCUCGGGCACAACGACCGACACCCUGACCAAGGCGAACCUUCGCACGAUGAACUCGCAUUGGUGGUUCGUCGAGUGCGUCUACGGCUGGGAAGACCUGUCCAAGGCGCUCCCGCCAACUCACGCUCCUUGGGUUCCCUUCUACCGCUUCAUCGGGCCCACUCUUACCGCGAAGAUUCAUUGUGCCCUCGACAUCAUCGCGCACGAGCUAUGCGACCGCGCUGUCGCCGCUUACCACGCCGCGGAACAAGUCUCGAAGGCGGGAGGUGCGAAGAUCCGGCGUCUGGCGUACAACGGCAUCAAAAUCGGCCUUCCACAGAAGGACAGCGUGCGCACGGUCCUCAAGCAGUUCGCGGACGAGCAAGACGUCGAGGCGGUCCUCGAGUUGCUGCCGAAGUCCUACUUCUCCGGCGAGUACAUGACUGACGAGGAGAUGAUGGCGGAGCUGCGCGACGGCCUUCACCGCCCACCUACAGGAGACGACCCAUCGCUACUCUCUUCGCAACCCUCCUCCUCGGCCACGGUCAUCGCUCGAGCUUCUGCCUGCAAGAUACCAGAGACACAGACUUUUGCCGUUGCGUUCGAAGCCGAGCGCUCCCUUCUCCUACCUCCAGCCCGCUGCCGCUCGGCGCCCGCGGUUCUAGUCCACGACCAAGUCGACUACUUGCGCGUGCGUGGGCAGCUUGCGAAGGACCGCAACGACAUCUUCGGUGGGGACAGCGUUCUGCGACAGGCGAAAGAGGGCAGGCGCGAGAUCGCGAGCGCGGUGAGUUCAACAGUCGUUGGACGGCCUCUCCAUUCGCAGCUCUGGACGGCCCGCCAUGCUAACGACGUGACGUUGGUGGGCUGCCAGAUCCGUCGCUCCGACGAACCCCCUCCUCCGACUUCCGAGCGAAUCGACACGACCGACAACGUCCCGCAGAAGCGCGAAAUCAGUCUCUCCGACAUCGACAACGUGAUCGAGGCCUGCGAACGUUUGAGGGCAGAGAUCGGUCUCCAAGGUCUCGUACUCUACGCGUUGCAGACAGCCUCGAGGACGGCGGGCAAUGCUCUGUCCAGACCAGAGCUUUGGGCGUUGAGUUCGAACUGGUGGCUCGUUGAAGGCGGUUACGGCUGGGAAGACUUCGACAAGGCGCUUCCCCUCACGACGGACGACGCAUCAGUCGCCUUCUAUCGGUUCAUCGGUCCUGUCUUGACCAAGAAGGUCUACGAUGCUCUUGUCAUCAUCGCUCGCCAGCAGUGUGGUCCCGCCGUCGCGGCCUUUCAAGCCGCCAAACGCCUUUCGAUGGCGGAAGGCCCGAAGGUCGAGUACCAGGUGCACAGCGGCGUCGAGCUCGGCGAACCGAGGCGAGAGAGCGUGCAGGAGGUCCUCAAGCAGGUUGCGGAUGAUGACCUCAUCAAGGCAGUCCUCGAGCUGCUGCCGAAAUCGUUUUUCUCCGGCGAGCCCAUGACCGGCGAGGAGAUCUUGGCGGAGUUGCGCGAGAGCCUUGAGGCGACGGGUGACUUGGUCCGUUGGUCGUCGCUUUCGCCCCUCGAGCGUCUCAUGGGGACCUGA